GUACGGCCUACUUAAGCACUUUCAGACAGCUAAUGUUCUGUGAUCUGUCCGCAAGAUGAAGAUCCCUACGUUGCUAAUCUGUGUGGUGAUCCUGUCAGUCGUCUUCGCCGACUCUUCUUCCGACUCCAGUUCUGGAGAGAAGAAGAAGAAGAGCAAGAAUUACAAGCUAAGAGCCGGGUCCGGAUCUAACUCAGGAUCUGAUUCUGGCUCCGGAUCUGGCGAAGGAAAGUCCAAAGGCAAGAAACAAAAAGGACCCAGUCCUGUGAUCCCAGCUGUAAUGCAAUAUGAGAACGACAACCUGGUGAUACCAGGUGUAGAACAAGGCGUUACCACACGGAGACCUAAACCAUCAUCAACACCAGUGACAACAAUCGCACCUGCUACAACUGCAGCUCCUCCAAAUGUCUGGCAAACUGUAACCAUCUGUGAGCACGACAGAAAGCAGGUUUCCUGCCCAGAAGGAACUAUAAUCGUUAUAGAUGACGCCUUCUACGGAAGAACUGACCUGACUACCUGCCCCAAGGAGGGUAAGAUGUCCAAUACGAAUUGUAAAUCAAGCACAUCAUUACCUAUAGUCCGAGAGAAGUGCGAAGGAAAAACCUUCUGCGAUUUAUCAUCGGCAAACAGCUGGUUCACAGAUCCUUGCAAGGGAACUUACAAAUAUGUCAAAGUCGACUACCUUUGUCUAAAAGAAAUUCCACACAGGCCAGAACCCGAAGAACCUGUUGCCAUUGAGGAACCGACGACAGUUGAACAACCAACAACCACAGAGGCGCCAGUAACAACAGAAGAACCAACUACCACGGAGGAACCAGUGACAACUGAGGAACCCGUUACAACAGAGGAACCAACUACCACGGAGGAACCCGUUACAACAGAGGAAGCAGUAACAGAAGAGGAACCAGUAACUGAAGAAGAACCAGUAACUGAAGAAGAACCAGUAACUGAAGAGGAAGCAGUAACUGAAGAGGAACCAGUGACAGAAGAUGAGCCAGUAACUGAAGAGGAACCAGUAACUGAAGAGGAACCAGUAACUGAAGAGGAACCUGCUACAACUGAGGAACCUGCUACAACUGAGGAACCAAUUACUAUCGCAGAGCCGGAGACUCCUGCCACUGAAGCACCAAUUGUGGUUGAAAUAGAAGCACCAAAACCUAAACCAUCUAAACCAAAAAUCAUAAUUGUAACAUAUCCAGCUCCUGGCGAAUACCCACAACUCAUCACUAUUACCACUAAACCAGUCGAUGGUCAAGGAAACUGCCAGGAAGUAACCAUACCGAUACCACCUGGAGCUGACAGUUCAAAACCUCAGAACAUUAUUGUCGCUUUGCCUCCUGACGAUGCGUCCUCUUCUCCUCAGCAGAUCGCCAUUCCGUUCCCUCCUCCUAAGGGGAGCUACCAACCUGGCAAGAUAUCCAUCAAGUACCCACAACCUGGUUCAAGCCAAAAGGACAUAGUAGUAAGUGUACCUCCCACUCAAUGCCCAGGCAGUCCUAAAGUGGUCAUCAUACCUGUCCCUGAAGAACUCCCCUCUUCCCAAAAAGACAUCGUUGUUACCAUUCCUAAUGGCGAUGGACAACCACCACAGACUAUUACAGUCCCAUACCCACCAUCGCAGUCCAAUCCCAAACCCUGCAAUCAAAAUAUUUUCAUUACUAUUAAUGAACAGAGACCUUACCAACCUCAGUACCCUGCCCAACCAAGUCCAUUCCAACCACAGUAUCCUGUUCAACCUAGUCCAUUCCAACCUGGGUACGGUCAACCUCAACCACUUCAACCUGGGUACGGUCAACCUCAACCACUUCAACCUGGGUACGGUCAACCUCAACCACUCCAACCUGGGUACGGUCAACCUCAGGCACUUCAACCUGCUUAUGGUCAACCUCAGCCACUUCAACCUGCUUAUGGUCAACCUCAAGCAGGAGGACCGUGUGAUCCACUUCUCAAAGCACUGAGAUUGUGCCAAAGUGCUUUCUAAGAUUUUUCUUCUUCAUCUUUAAAAAACGGGUUGUACAUAAAUAUAAUAAAACUAUUAUCCAUACAUAGUAUUUCUUUUUUCUUGUAACAUUCGCCAUUAUUACAAUU
Nezara viridula (southern green stink bug) is the source of this 2085-nucleotide messenger RNA. The record is from the annotation of a GenBank genome assembly. NCBI's taxonomy places the organism in Eukaryota, Metazoa, Arthropoda, Insecta, Hemiptera, Pentatomidae.